AUGUUGGAAUCAAAAUUAAGUCGAUUGACUCGGAUUCAGACUGAUUUUGAGUCAUCUCAAACACGGCUGGAAAUUGAAGACGAAUCAGCAGAGCAUAGUAAGGACAGGGCAGAAUUCGAGGAUUCGUGGGACUUUGUUGAAUCCACUAUCAAGGGUCCAAUGAAGAGGUACACCCAGCUUCCGCAGCCUUUGGGCUCGAAUCCAUCAGGCAAUGUCAGUUCUUUGAAACUACCCACUAUUAACUUGCCAAAUUUUGAAGGUGACUACCUUAAGUGGUCAUCAUACAGGGAUACAUUUUUGAGUCUCAUUAUGAAUAACAAUUCAAUUGAUGACGUUCAAAAACUUCACUACCUUAAUUCGUCUUUGCGAGGUGAAGCUAAAGACCUUUUGAAACAUAUACCUGUCACAGCAGGAAAUCUAGCGAUAGCCUGGGGACUUGUUACGCAGAAGUAUAAUAACCCAAAAAUAAUUGCAGCCAGACAUGCUAAGGCUUUGUUGGCCUUGCCUACAGUUGGCCAUGGCGCAGCAAGCGAUUAUAGGCAACUAAUUAAUCAUGUAUGCAGCCAUUUGAAGGCCUUAGAACCUCUCAAACCUGAUGUUCCACUUCAUGAAGUUAUUCUUUCGGAAGAGAUUCUGUCUAAUAUGUGA
Molecule: messenger RNA, 648 nt
Organism: Schistocerca piceifrons (Central American locust)
Lineage: Eukaryota; Metazoa; Arthropoda; Insecta; Orthoptera; Acrididae
Exons: 1
Coding region: 1-648 (215 amino acids)
Source: RefSeq, a predicted model, not a curated record